AUGGCUGCAUCCAGCGGCUUGCCCUUCAACGCGGCCGACGGAGUCAACGCGGUCAACGCUUCCUCAGACGCUCUCCGCGUUCGCCCGCUAGCAGCGCUCUCCUGCUCGCUCUCGCACGGCCUGUCGCUCUCGCUCCUCUCCUCGCUGACUGCCACGUGGCAGCACGACAGGCACCGCCUUCGAGCCAGCACAUUGAGCGCAUCUCAGUCGUUGGAUGAGCCAUCGUGGAAGAAGGCUCAAUCUGGGUCGUUGCUGGAGCGCUUCCCCCUGAAGGCAGCAGCAACGGCGAGCGGGCUGGCGCUGGCGGGCGACACGCUGGCGCAGCUCGUGGAGCGCCGCAGCCGCCGGCAGCAGAAACAGAAACAGCAGCACCACGGCGACCACCACCACCUCGGCCACCGCACUGACGCGUGCGCUGCUGCUGCUGCCCCCACCGCACUGCACGAGCCGCACCCUGCAGCAGGCGCUAGGGAGGGCGAGGGGUUGGGGCAGCACGACUGGGUGCGCGCUCUACGCAUGGCGUCGUACGGCUUCCUGCUGUACGGGCCCGGCUGCCACGCCUGGUACCGCUGGCUCGACCGCCUGCUGCCCGCCCCCACCGCCUCCAACUUCGCCUUCAAGGUGCUAGCGAAUCAGGUGGUGGUGGGGCCGAGUGUGCUGCUGGUGGUGUUUGCAUGGAACAUGGCAUGGAUGGGUCGUGCCAGGGACAUCCCCGACAAGUACCGCCGAGACUUCUUCCCCUCGCUCAUCAAGGGCUACAAGUUCUGGAUACCUGCCACCUGCCUCAACUUCGCAGUGGUGCCAUUAGAGGCAAGAGUGGCCUUCAUGUCAUGCUGUGCCAUCUUCUGGAACUUCCACCUCUCCUCCUCACUCGGCAAGGAGGCACCUCGCCCCGCACCUCAAUGCUCUCCUCUUUCUGCUCUGCCUUUGCCUGCUCCUGCUUCAUCUCUUGAUUAUUCCCCUGCCUCUGCGGCUUCUGCUGGUUACCAAGUGUUGGCUGCACCUUCCGUGUAG
Messenger RNA from Closterium sp. Naga37s-1, 1014 nucleotides. The record is from the annotation of a GenBank genome assembly. Lineage: Eukaryota; Viridiplantae; Streptophyta; Zygnematophyceae; Desmidiales; Closteriaceae.